This is a messenger RNA of Drosophila innubila, 1190 nucleotides long. RefSeq lists its product as uncharacterized. Bases 130 to 1026 code for a protein of 298 amino acids. The record is from RefSeq and is a predicted model, not a curated record. The transcript is spliced from 3 exons. Lineage: Eukaryota; Metazoa; Arthropoda; Insecta; Diptera; Drosophilidae.
UGCAGCACAAAAGGAACAAAACAAGUGGAAAUUCUAUAAAUACCUUAUAGAUAACAUAAUAUAUAAUAUAUAGAGAGAGAUAAAUACUGCAAAACAAGACACGCUUAUCAAACCUAUCGACAGUGAAUCAUGGGUGCAGUGCAGCCAGGAGCAGUUGUGAGCAUUGAACACACUUGGGUGCACUCGUCUCCAUAUGCCCAACUGCCUCCAUUUGCCGUAGUCGGUGGUCACGAUGCCGACCGCUCGCCCAUCUAUGUGGGCCGCUCCUUCCACGAGGGUGAGAAUCUGCCCGCCAAGGUCAUACCGAGCAAGGGUUGCGCCUAUGUGUGCUAUGGCGGCACCGAGCACGCAAAGACCCACUACGAGGUGUUAGUUGGCCAGGGAUUCGCCUGGGUGAGCAGCUGCAGCGGUGGUGCACCACCAAAUGCGGUGCGCAGUGGCACCACCCGCUCGGGGGAGCCGCUCUAUGUGGGACGCGGUCAUUAUUCGAAUUCGCUGUGCGUGGGAAAAGUGCAUCCAUCGCAUGGUUGCCUCUAUAUACCCUUUGGCGGGCAGGAGGUGCGCAUUAACACCUACGAGGUGCUCAUCUAUCAGCGGCAGGAUGUCUGGGUUCCCGCUAACCCGAGCUAUACACCUCCCGGUGCCGUGAUUGCCGGUCACGAUACGGACCGAGCUCCCAUCUAUGCCGGCCGAGCGAUGCACGAGGGAGAGAUGCUGCCCGCCAAGGUGGUGCCCAGCAAGGGAUGUGCCUACGUCUGCUUCGGCGGAUACGAGUUCCAGAAACCCACAUACGAGGUAUUGACCGGAGUCGGCUAUGUCUGGAUGCACGCCCAUCAUCAUGGCAUGCCUCCAAAUGCGGUGACAACGGGACGUGCCCGCAAUGGUGAGCCCAUCUACUAUGGCCGUGGACACUACCAGGGCAGCCUUACACCCGGCCUGGUCUCCUCCCGACAACGCUGCCUCUACAUUCCCUACGGCGGCCGAGAGAUCCGCGUUGACUCCUAUGAAGUGCUCUGCAGGCAAUAAAUGAACCGACUUUAUUCUAUUCCUGUUUCCCUAUUCAGUUGAUAAUUCCUUUUUUAUGUUUACAUAUAUAUAUAUAUAGACUUUAAGCCGUACCAUUGUUAAUGCCAUAAACGAUCUAAACAAUUCCCAAUAAAGGUGCGUCUUUAUAUACUACAUAUUUUCAA